This is a messenger RNA of Trichomonas vaginalis G3, 1155 nucleotides long. RefSeq lists its product as uncharacterized. The record is from RefSeq and is a predicted model, not a curated record. The coding region runs from base 1 to 1155 and encodes 384 amino acids. The transcript has a single exon. Lineage: Eukaryota; Parabasalia; Trichomonadida; Trichomonadidae.
AUGAGUGGGGACGAUGCUGGGAGUGAAGGCAACGUCAAAUCGAUUGUAGAUAUGAGAAAAAUAAAAAGACGAGUCCAAUUUAAAGUCAGAUGGUCUGAAGAAGAGAAAAUAUUAGAUGAAAAUGGCAAUGAAAUGCACAGACCAGACGAAUGGAUAAAUUAUAGAGACAUAUCGGCAAAUUAUACAAUUAUCGAAUUUUUUAACGAAACUGCAGAUUCUGAAAAAUAUGAAAUAUUUAAAAAACUCUAUCCAAAAUCUUAUGUUGUAAAAGAAAUUGAAAAAGCUUAUGCAGGCAAAGCAUACAAUUCAAAUGACGAAUCAGAAAAUUCUAGCGAUUCUCCGCAAUUUAUUCAACAAGUUGAUGAAGUAAUAAAUAUAGAUGAUAGUGAUUCGGAUGAAUCAGAUGACAGUCCUAAAAUAUUAGAAGCUACUACAAUUGAUGCUAAAAAACAAAAAUCAAAACCAUCAGACGAUCCAGUAUUAAUAACCGACAAAAAGAAAAAGAAAUCAAGAAAAGUAAAAGAUCCAAUCCUCAUAUCUCAUAAUUCAGACAAUAGCUCGGAUAAAUCAGAUCUUGAGAAAGAUCUCAAAUAUAUUGAAGAAUUGCAAAAGAAAACCCUACAAUCAAGAGAAUCUCCGAAGAAAGAAUUGCAAAUUCCAGAUAAUAAAAUAACAGUUUUGCCAAUACAAGUAAUGAAACCAGUUGAAAAAGAAGAAAAACCAACACCAGUUAAUAGUAAUCAAAAACAGCCUCAUCCAAAACGAAAAAAGAUUCAAAUAGGAAAAUCUAAUGCAAAACUAAUCGAAAUUACUUGCUCUCCAGAAGAGAAUUACAAUUAUGAAAUUAAUGAUGCGGAAAUCAAUGUUGGGGAGAUUAAUAAUGAGGAUACCACAAAACCAUAUCUUUACCAAGUCAGGAAAAUCAUAGAUAUUAUUAAUGAUUCUGAUGAAAUGUGGGCAAUUUUGGAAGUUGCUGAUGAACCUGAACCGAAGAGGGUAAAAUUAUGUUAUGCCAGAUAUCUAUGGCCCGACCAGGUGAUAAACUACUUAAUGGACCAAGUUCUAACCAAAUCUGAUAAUAAUUUUACUCCAGAUUUGCAAUCUAAUAAAAAAGAUGAGCUAAAUUUGUUGAUAGAGAGAGAACUUGCCAAAUAA